Molecule: messenger RNA, 1137 nt
Organism: Hibiscus syriacus
Lineage: Eukaryota; Viridiplantae; Streptophyta; Magnoliopsida; Malvales; Malvaceae
Exons: 8
Coding region: 131-1039 (302 amino acids)
Source: RefSeq, a predicted model, not a curated record
CUCGCUUACUCUUCUUCAUUGAGAACAAUAUUACAAUCUCUCUGCUUUCUCUGUUUCAUAGCCUUUCAAAGACUCUUCCAUUCAUUUGCUUGCCUUGUUUUUGAAACCGGUCAUUUGUUCAAGUUCAAAAAUGGAAUACGAUAAUAGAUACAGUCUAACUCAGAGGCCUAAAUACGAUUGCCUUUUGUUUGAUCUUGAUGAUACCCUUUAUCCAAAAAGUUCUGGCCUUGCAAGAGAAUGUGGAAAGAAUAUUAGAGAUUACAUGGUCGAAAAACUGGGUGUAGAAAGAGAGAAAGUUGUUGAAUUGUCCAACCUCUUGUAUGAGAAUUAUGGGACAACAAUGGCUGGCCUCAGGGCUGUUGGUUAUGACUUUGACUACGAUGAGUACCAUAGUUUUGUUCAUGGAAGACUUCCAUAUGAGAACCUAAAACCAGAUCCUUCAUUGAAGAGUUUAUUGCAGACUUUGCCUCUUCGAAAAAUUAUAUUCACAAAUGCAGACAGAGUCCAUGCCGUUAAAGCCCUUAGUAAACUCGGAUUGGAAGACUGUUUUGAAGGGAUUAUCUGCUUCGAAACUCUCAAUCCUACUCAUAAGAACAUUGUUUCGGAUGACGAGGAUGACAUCGAGUUCUUAGGAUCCACCGCUGCUGCUUCUGCUACUACAACCGAUGCUCCUAGAAGCCGUCAAAUUUUCAACAUAAUCGACCAUUUCGCUCACCCCAACAAUGGUGCAACAUUACCCAAGACGCCCGUCGUUUGCAAGCCGCAGGAAUCUGCCAUAGAGCGUGCCCUGAAGAUUGCCGAAAUCGACCCUCAGAGAACAUUGUUCUUCGAGGAUAGCGUCCGCAACAUCCAGGCCGGAAAAUGUGUUGGUCUUAACACUGUGAUGAUUGGCACUUCCCAGAGACCCAAAGGUGCAGAUUAUGCAUUAGAAAGCAUUCACAACAUCAAGCAGGCAAUACCAGAGCUGUGGGAAACUGGUCGGAAAUCCGAAGUCAGUUAUCCCGGUCAGGUUGCAGUUGAAACAUCCGUCACAGCUUAGAUCCCAUGAUGUUGUCCCAAUUCCUUGUUAUUAUUUGGCAGACGAUGUAUAUUUAUAUAAUCCAAUAAAAAGUAUAAAGGAAAUUUUCCUUUUUUGAG